Molecule: messenger RNA, 6032 nt
Organism: Sinocyclocheilus anshuiensis
Lineage: Eukaryota; Metazoa; Chordata; Actinopteri; Cypriniformes; Cyprinidae
Product: intraflagellar transport protein 172 homolog
Exons: 50
Coding region: 101-5566 (1821 amino acids)
Biological process (GO): intraciliary transport
Cellular component (GO): intraciliary transport particle B; axoneme; ciliary basal body
Molecular function (GO): protein binding
Source: RefSeq, a predicted model, not a curated record
AAGCUAUGUUUACUCAAAUGUCUGCAGCCUGACAACAUGGCUAUAUCAAGAAAUACGUCCGUAUAAGUUAACUCCGCCGAAUCUGUUAUAAAAGUGAAGCAUGCAGCUAAAGUAUCUGAAGACUCUUCUGACUCCUCAGGAUGGAGCUGCGAAAGUCACCUGUAUGGCUUGGGCUCCUAACAAUACAAAGUUUGCAGUGUGCACUAUUGAUAGAGUGGUUAUAUUGUAUGAUGAGCAGGGAGAGAAAAAAGACAGAUUUACUACAAAGCCUGCAGACCCCAAAUAUGGAAAGAAAACCUAUGUGGUCAAGUCCAUGGCAUUUUCUCCUGAUUCAACCAAGAUAGCAGUGGCUCAAACAGACAACAUCAUAUAUGUUUACAAAAUUGGAGAGGAGUGGGGAGAUAAAAAGGUUAUUUGCAACAAAUUCAUUCAAACAAGUGCUGUAACAUGUCUGGUUUGGACAUCAGAGCAUGCAAUAAUAUUUGGACUAGCAGAGGGAAAAGUUCGUCAAGCCAAUACAAAAACAAGCAAGUCCUCCACAAUUUAUGGAACAGACUCUUACGUUGUCUCACUAACGACAAAUGUCUCAGGGAAGGGAAUCCUCUCGGGCCAUGCAGAUGGAACGGUUGUUCGCUACUUCGUUGAUGAUGAAGGAUCUGGGGAAUCUCAGGGCAAACUGUUGACUCAUGCAUGCCCACCGUACGCCCUGGCAUGGGGCACCAACAGCAUAAUUGUGGCGGGAUGCGAUAAGAAGAUUGUGGCCUAUGGAAAGGAGGGCCACGUGCUUCAGACAUUUGACUACAGCAGAGAUCGCUCCGAAAAGGAAUUCACAGUGGCAGCAUGUAGCCCCAGUGGCCAGUCCAUAGUCGUAGGAAGCUAUGACAGGUUGCGAGUUUUCAAUUGGAGUCCUCGAAAAGGCGUCUGGGAUGAAGCUUCUCCCAAAGAGAUUCCAAACCUGUACACCAUCACAGCUCUGUCCUGGAAGAAAGACGGCUCUCGGCUUUCUGUGGGCACACUGUGUGGAGGAGUCGAGUUGUUUGACUGCUGUCUUCGGAGGAGUAUUUACAAGAACAAAUUUGAGAUGACAUACGUAGGACUAAGUCAAGUUAUUGUGAAGAAUUUGUCCACUGGCACACGAGUAGUGCUGAAAUCUCAGUAUGGUUAUGAGAUAGAUGAGGUGAAAGUCAUGGGGAAGGAUCGAUAUCUUGUGGCUCACACCUCUGACACACUGCUGCUGGGUGACCUGGUGUUCAACAAACUAAGUGAGGUGGCGUGGCAGGGGUCCGGGGGAAAUGAAAAGUUUUUCUUUGAAAAUGAAACGGUGUGCAUGAUUUUCAAUGCUGGAGAGCUGGCGCUGGUGGAAUAUGGAAGCAAUGAAAUCCUGGGAUCUGUUCGGACGGAGUUUAUGAACCCACACCUUAUCAGUGUGCGUCUGAAUGAGAGAAGGCAGAGGGGAGUGGAGGACAACAAAAAGUUGGCUUACCUCAUUGACAUCAAAACUAUUGCCAUUGUGGACCUGGUGGGUGGGUAUAAUCUGGGCACUAUAAGCCAUGACUCCAAGAUAGACUGGCUGGAGCUGAAUGAAACGGGGCGUAAACUGCUUUUUAGGGACAAGAAACUCAGGCUCCACCUGUAUGACAUUGCGAGUAGCAUGAAGAACACCAUGCUGAGUUUCUGUCCUUAUGUUCAGUGGGUACCGGGUAGUGAUGUAGUUGUGGCCCAGAACAGAGGAAACCUGUGCGUUUGGUACACCAUCGACAGCCCGGAGAGGGUCACAAUGUUUCCCCUCAAGGGCGACAUUGUAGAUCUGGAGAGAUCCAAUGGCAAAACUGAAGUCAUUGUGACUGAAGGGGUUAACUCUGUCUCCUACACUCUGGAUGAAGGGCUGAUUGAAUUUGGCACAGCCAUUGAUGAUGGUGACUAUUACAGAGCUACAGCAUUCCUAGAGACCCUGGAGAUGUCGGCAGAGACAGAGGCCAUGUGGAAAACUCUGAGCAAACUCUCCCUAGAGGCACAACAGCUCCACAUUGCUGAGAGGUGUUUUGCAGCCCUUGGGGAUGUGUCCAAAGCCAGAUUUCUAAAUGAGACCAACAAAAUUGCAGAUGCAGUCUCAAAGGAAUAUGGUGGUGAUGGUACAGACCACUACCAGGUGAAAGCACGACUGGCCAUGUUGGAUAAGAACUUUAAACUUGCAGAGAUGUAUUACAUGGAACAGAAUGCAGUGGAUGAAGUGAUGGAAAUGUACCAGGAGCUUCACAUGUGGGAUGAAUGUAUUGCAGUGGCAGAGGCAAAGGGCCACCCAGAGUUGGACAAUUUGAGACACAGUUACUAUUCUUACCUAAUGGAGACUAAUCAGAAUGAGAAAGCUGGUGAAGUAAAGGAGAAUGAAGAAGACUUCACUGGUGCUGUUAACCUCUACCUGAAAGCAGGACUUCCUGCCAAAGCUGCUUGGUUGGCCAUGAGCAGAGACGAGCUCUUAUCAAGCCAUGACAUCAUCAGCCGUAUCACUGCUGCACUCAUCAAAGGAGAGUUUUAUGAGAGGGCAGGCGACCUGUUUGAAAGGACAAGAAAUAAUCAAAGAGCCUUGGAGUGCUACCGCAAGGGAAAUGCUUUUAAGAAAGCGGUGGAUCUGGCUCGCGUUGCCUUUCCUGCAGAAGUUGUAAAGCUGGAGGAAGUGUGGGGUGACUACCUAGUGCAGCAGAAACAAAUGGAUGCUGCUAUCAACCACUACAUAGAAGCUGGACGUUCCACCAAGGCCAUAGAGGCAGCGAUCGCAGCACGCCAGUGGAAGAAAGCAUUGCACAUACUGGAGCAACAGGAGGACAAGACUGCCGCCAAAUAUUACCUGAAAAUAGCUCAGCACUAUGCUUCUGUACAGGAGUUUGAGGUGGCAGAACGUCUGUUUGUUAAGGGUGAUCAUACUAAAGAUGCUAUAGAUAUGUACACUCAGGCUGGGCGAUGGGAGCAAGCUCAUAAGCUUGCUGUGAAGUGCAUGUCACAAGAGGAUGUGUCUGCCCUCUACAUCAGCAGAGCACAAGAGUUAGAGAAAGAGGGGAAGUACAAAGAAGCCGAACGGCUUUUUACCACAGUAGAUGAACCAGACUUGGCCAUCACCAUGUACAAGAAGAACACAAUGUAUGAUGAUAUGAUCCGUUUAGUCGCUGUUCAUCACAAAGACCUGCUGCAGGAAACACACAUUCACGUGGCCAAGGAGCUAGAGGCUGAAUCCAGGUUUCAGGAAGCGGAGUAUCAUUACCUAGAGGGUCAAGACUGGAAAGCCGCUGUGAACAUGUACAGAGUCAAUGAUAUGUGGGAGGAAGCUUAUCGGAUAGCGAAGACCCAUGGAGGAGCCAGUGCCCAUAAGCAAGUGGCCUAUCUGUGGGCAAAAAGUCUUGGAGGAGAGGCGGCAGUUAAACUGCUCAACAAGUUUGGCUUUUUAGAAACCGCCAUUGACUUUGCAGCUGAUAACUUCACAUUUGACUUUGCAUUUGAGUUGGCCCGACUCGCAAUGAAACCGAAGAUUCCUGAUAUUCAUCUCAAAAAUGCCAUGUUCCUCGAGGACCAGGGCAAAUUCAAUGAGGCUGAGACUGAGUUCAUCAAAGCCGGGAAGCCCAAGGAGGCUGUGCUAAUGCAUGUCCAUAACAAGGACUGGAGUAAUGCCCAGAGGGUGGCAGAGGCUCAUGAUCCGGAAAGUGUGGCAGACAUUCUAGUGAGCCAGGCCAAGUUCUGUUUUGACCAGAAGGAAUUCCAAAAAGCAGAGGCCUUCCUGCUCAGGGCCCAAAGGCCUGAACUAGCUAUUAAAUACUACAAAGAUGCUGGCAUGUGGACUGAUGCAAUGCGGAUCUGUAAAGACUAUUUGCCCAGCAAGCUGAGCGUCCUUCAAAAGGAAUAUGAAAGCGAGGGCAACUGGGGUGUGGAAGGUAUGGUUGAGCAAGCUCAGGAGUGGGAACAGACAGGCGAGUAUGCCAGAGCCGUCGACUGCUAUCUGAAAGUGAAGGACUCAUCUAACAUGGACUUGCUGAUGAAGUGUUGGAUGAAGGAUGCUGGCAUGUGGACUGAUGCAAUGCGGAUCUGUAAAGACUAUUUGCCCAGCAAGCUGAGCGUCCUUCAAAAGGAAUAUGAAAGCGAGGGCAACUGGGGUGUGGAAGGUAUGGUUGAGCAAGCUCAGGAGUGGGAACAGACAGGCGAGUAUGCCAGAGCCGUCGACUGCUAUCUGAAAGUGAAGGACUCAUCUAACAUGGACUUGCUGAUGAAGUGUUGGAUGAAGGCAGCAGAAUUGGCCAUUAAAUUUUUAUCCCAUGACAAGGCUGUGGAAGUCAGUCAGGUCGUCGGGCCACGCCUGAUUCAGCUCAGAAUGUACAGCGAGGCUGCUGAGCUCUACCUCAACCUGGACCUCAUUAAGAAUGCCAUAGACGCAUUCAUUGAGGGAGAAGAAUGGAACAAAGCUAAAAGAGUGGCCAAGGAGCUCGAUCCAAGGCUGGAGGAAUAUGUGGACAAAUGCUACAAAGAGCACCUGAAAAAUCAAGGCAAAGUUGACUCUUUGGUUGGAGUAGAUGUGGUGGCUGCCCUUGACAUGUACGCUGAGAGAGGACAGUGGGAGAAAUGUAUUGACACAGCCUCAAAACAGAAUUUUAAGGUCCUGCACAAGUACAUCGCUCUGUAUGCCACUCACCUGAUCAAAGAGGGUGAGGCAGAGAAAGUACUCAACCUUUACACCCAGCAUGGCGUGCCAGCUUAUUCACAGAACUUCAACAUCUACAAGCGGAUGUUCCUGGAGCUAGUGAGCCUAAGGGACCGGGAUUGUGCGGAAGCUUAUCAGAUGUGGGCCGAUCUGAGGGACAUCCUUCUACUGCUGUGUGAAAACCUGACCAAGUCUUCAGAAGCUAAUUCUUCAGCCCAUGAAGAGUUUGAGCAGAUGCUGCUGGUUGCUCACUAUUACGCCACCCGCUCUGCAGCCAAAGGCAUUGACCAGCUGAGUUCUGUGGCGGCCAAGUUGUCCAUCUCUCUCCUGAGGCACACCGAGCUCAUUCCAGCUGACAAGGCCUUUUAUGAGGCCGGCCUGGCAGCCAAGGCUGUGGAAUGGGAGAACAUGGCUUUUAUCUUUCUUAACCGCUUCUUGGAUCUGGCUGAUGGCAUUGAUGAGGGCACAUUGGAUGCUUUAGAUCACACAGACUUCCAGGAUACAGAUAUCCCAUUUGAGGUCCCUGUACCUUCAAAGCUACAUGUCACCGUGGAGAAGAGGGAGGAGAUUAGGGAAUGGGUUUUGACUGUGUCCAUGGACCAGCGGGUGGAGCAGGUGCUGCCGAAAGAUGAGAGAGGCACGUACGAAGCUUCCCUAGUGGCAGUCGGCUCUGGCAUCCGGUCCCUGCCUUGCGUCAUCACAGGUUACCCUGUCCAGCGCAAUAAAAUUGAGUUCAAAAGACCAGGGAUGGCAGCAAAUAAAGAUGACUGGAAUAAAUUCUUGAUGGCUACAAAGACCACUCACAGUCCAGAAUGUCAGGAUGUGCUGAAAUUUAUCACACAGUGGUGCGGAGGUCUCCCGUCAGCUGGAUAUUCCUUCCGCUAAGAUCGGGGAAGGUGCACACUAUCUAUUUCUCUAUCUGUCGUCAUCCUGAUCUUCACUUCUUCGCUUUCACCUCCCAGCUGUUCUGCUUGAACAUUUAACAAGCCUUUUUCAUUCUCUUUUCCAAAAGCAAUGUUCACUUCUCGGUCAUCAUUCCCUGGCCAUUUUUUAAUAGCUGAAGUAUCAUAAGGCCAGUGCCUGAAGGUCAUUUAAUGUGUGUGUUAAAUAUGCUUGACUGCAGAAAGCCUUUGAAUAUAUCUUAAUUUGAAUAUAAUAUGUAACUAUAAUACAUAUUACACUAGUUAAUAUGAGUUGGAUAUUUUGAUAUUUAAACACUAAAUAAAAAAAUAAAAAUAAAGAUUGUCAGUGUUCUCGUGGACAUUUGUAUGAGGAUAUUUGAAAUUAAUAAUCAGCUGAAAUAAAAAUCAGAUAUGUCCAUAUUUUAUGAAUCAGAAUUAUUGUUGAACUG